Anoplophora glabripennis (Asian longhorned beetle) is the source of this 4478-nucleotide messenger RNA. Its product is annotated as proline-rich extensin-like protein EPR1. The coding region runs from base 36 to 3902 and encodes 1288 amino acids. The transcript has 3 exons. NCBI's taxonomy places the organism in Eukaryota, Metazoa, Arthropoda, Insecta, Coleoptera, Cerambycidae. The record is from RefSeq and is a predicted model, not a curated record.
GCAGACCUGCCCCGUUGGAGUCGGGCGACACGAAGAUGAGACUCCUCUUUCUACUUUGCUACUUAGUGCCUCUGGUGCUAAGUUCAGUCAAUCAACAUACAUUUGACCCAUGUUCAAGCAGGGACACACUACUAGAAUGUUUUGGAAUAAGACCAUCUGGGCCUCUUCGGUCAAAAAGACAACAGGGAUAUAUUUAUGACGUACCAUUAAUUCCCUUUGAAGAUGUAACCAGAACUAGUUACACACCACCGCCGACGACACGGCCUCCACCAUUAAGAACUCCACCUCCAACAAUAAGAACACCUCCUCCAACAGUAAAAACGCCACCCACUGGAUACACAUACCCAACUCCAUCAAUACCAUUUACACUUCCAACGCCAUCAAGAACACCACCAACACUACCACCAAUAAGAACGCCACCACCAACACUUCCACCAAUAAGGACACCUCCGCCAACGUUUCCACCAAUAAGGACACCUCCGCCAACGCUUCCACCAAUAAGGACACCUCCGCCAACGCUUCCACCAAUAAGGACACCUCCGCCAACGCUUCCACCAAUACGGACACCUCCGCCAACACUUCCACCAAUAAGGACACCUCCGCCAACACUUCCACCAAUACGGACACCUCCCCCAACGCUUCCACCAAUAAGGACACCUCCGCCAACGAUUCCAAGCCGACCACCUACAAGAUAUACCCCCACGAUUCCAACAGUAAAAACUCCACCUACUGGAUACACAUAUCCAACUCCUUCUGUUACAUUUACAUAUCCAACACCACCAAGAACGUAUCCUACAUAUAGCACAUUUCCUUCAACGAUAUCAACAAUAAGGACACCGCCUCCAACAUUUCCAACAAUAAGAACACCGCCUCCAACGAUUCCCACUAUAAGAACUCCACCGCCCACUAGAUACACGUAUUCAACACCUCCAUUUACAUUUACUUAUCCGACCCCACCAAAAACAUAUCCCACUUCUCCGUCGAUAAGAACACCUCCCCCAACGUUCCCAACAAUAAGAACACCACCUCCAACAAUAAGGACGCCUCCUCCAACAAUAAGAACGCCUCCUCCCACAAUAAGAACGCCACCACCGACAAUAAGAACACCACCUCCAACGAUAAGGACGCCUCCUCCAACGAUAAGAACGCCACCUCCAACCGUAAGGACACCACCUCCAACUGGAUACACGUAUUCAACUCCAUCAAUUCCAUUUACAUAUCCAACACCACCUAAAACUUAUCCCACUUCACCACCAAUAAGAACUCCACCUCCAACGUUUCCAACUAUAAGAACACCUCCACCAACACGUCCGCCAAUAAGAACACCACCUCCAACGGUUCCUACCAUAAGAACACCUCCGCCUACACGUCCACCGGUAAGAACACCACCUCCAACAGUUCCUACCAUAAGAACCCCUCCGCCAACGCGUCCACCAAUAAGAACACCUCCGCCAACGCGUCCACCAAUACGAACACCACCUCCAACGGUUCCUACUAUAAGAACACCUCCACCAACACGUCCACCAAUAAGGACACCACCUCCAACAAUUCCAACUAGGAGAACACCUCCACCAACAUUGAGAACCCCUCCACCUACUAGAUACACGUAUUCAACUCCCUCAAUUCCAUUUACCUACCCAACACCUCCAAAAACUUAUCCCACUACACCAUCAAUAAGAACACCUCCUCCAACGUUUCCAACUAUAAGAACACCGCCUCCCACAGUUCCAACAAUAAGAACACCCCCUCCAACGGUUCCCACUAUAAGAACACCACCGCCCACUAGAUACACGUAUUCAACGCCUCCAUUUACAUUUACAUACCCGACUCCACCGAAAACUUAUCCCACUUCUCCGUCGAUAAGAACACCUCCUCCAACGUUCCCGACAAUAAGAACACCUCCUCCAACGUUUCCGACAAUAAGAACACCUCCCCAAACGUUCCCGACAAUAAGAACACCACCAACGACGUUCCCAACAAUACGAACACCUCCACCAACAAUAAGAACGCCACCACCUACUAGAUAUACUUAUCCUACCCCCUCUGUUACAUUUACAUACUCGACGCCGCCAAAAACGUAUCCUACUCCCCCUCCAACGAUUCCAACUCUAAGAACACCUCCUCCGACAUUCCCAACAAUAAGAACACCUCCACCAACAUUCCCCACAAUAAGAACACAUCCACCAACAUUCCCAACAAUAAGAACACCUCCACCAACAUUCCCCACAAUAAGAACACCUCCACCAACAUUCCCAACAAUAAGAACACCUCCACCAACAUUCCCCACAAUAAGAACACCUCCACCAACAUUCCCAACAAUAAGAACACCUCCACCAACAUUCCCGACAAUAAGAACACCUCCACCAACGUUCCCAACAAUAAGAACACCACCGCCAACGUUCCCAACAAUACGAACACCUCCACCAACAAUAAGAACGCCACCACCUACUAGAUAUACCUAUCCUACCCCUGUUACAUUUACAUACCCGACACCGCCAAAAACGUAUCCUACUCCCCCUCCAACGAUUCCAACUCUAAGAACACCUCCUCCAACGUUCCCAACUUUAACUAGCUCACGUACUUAUUUACCUCCGGUAUCCACUACCCCUAGAACUCCACCUCCAUUUACAUUCACCACACCGCGUACACCACCUCCCGUUACUUAUACAACACCAAGACCACCGCCAGUUACAUAUACCACCCCUCGAACUUUCCCCCCAAUUAGUUUCACAACACCAAGAACUACUCCGUUUACAUUCACAACACCUCGAACACCACCUCCCGCUACUUAUACAACUCCAAGGCCACCGCCAGUUACAUAUACUACCCCUCGAACUUUCCCCCCAAUUAGUUUCACAACACCAAGAACUACUCCAUUUACAUUCACAACACCUCGAACACCACCUCCCAUUACUUAUACAACACCAAGACCACCGCCAGUUACAUAUACCACCCCUCGAACUUUCCCCCCAAUUAGUUUCACAACACCUCGAACACCACCUCCCGUUACUUACACAACCCCCAGACCUACACCGCCACCAGUAACUUACACCACUCCUCGAACUCCACCCCCAAUUAGUUACACAACGCCUAGAACCACGCCGUUCACUUUCACUACCCCUCGAACGACACCCCCAACGCUGCGAACUCAGCCACCAUACCUACCACCCAAAACACCCCCACCGCCAGUUUUUACCACUCGAUACACACCUCCACCCCCUACAUAUACGUCUCGUUUAACAACACCACCACCUCCGCCUCCAGUGUACACUACACGUGUAACAAGACCACCACCACCACCUCCAGUUUAUACUACUAAAUAUACUCCUCCGCCUCCAGUAUACACCACUCGUGUAACAAGGCCACCACCACCUCCAGUUUAUACUACUAGGUACACACCUCCACCCCCAGUAUAUACCACUCGUGUAACUACACCACCACCUCCACCUCCAGUUUAUACUACUAGAUACACACCUCCACCCCCAGUAUAUACCACUCGUGUAACUACACCACCACCUCCACCUCCAGUUUAUACUACUAGGUACACACCUCCACCCCCAGUAUAUACUACUCGUUUAACUACACCACCACCUCCACCUCCAGUGUAUACUACCCGUGUAACAAGACCACCUCCCCCACCACCAGUGUUUACCACAAGCUACACCACUCCUCCUCCAGUAUACACAACUCGUUUGACCCCACCACCUCCCACAAGACCUCCAGUUAUAACAACUAGAUAUACACCCCCACCAACUGUAAGUUACACGACGCCAUCUACCACGAGGUACACCCCUCCCCCUACACCACCACCAACUCGUACUACCCUCUCGGAUAGAACGUAUUUACCACCCAAGAGCCCAGGUUACUUCUAUCCGAAACCUUCCAUACAAUUUCUUAUUUAAGUAUUUAUAUGCCAUCUGUGAGCGAAUGUAAUUAUUAACUGCCAAGUUAGCAAUGUGAUUUACAUGUAUAGGUUUGUAAAUACCUCGAUCUUAGAUUUUUUAUUAUUGUUUUAAAUUUAUUUUUUUUUUAAUAAUUUGUAUAGGAGGAUAUCAGGUGUCGUGUAUAAUUUUAAUAUAGGAAAAUUAGUGGAUAUCAGAACGUAUUGCAUGAGAAAAUAUUUUUUUAUUGAUGAAAGUCAUGUUAAAUUGUAUUUUAUAUGAUUGUAUACAAAAUGACAAAUAGUGUUUUCAUUUAAAAGCAUGCGCUGAAAUUAAAUUAAUGUACAAAAUUAUAACCUAAUUUUCUACCUCUACUUUCACUAUGUGAUAGUAAAAAAAAUUUGUAAAUUUGUAUAAGAUAGCCUGAUCACUUGAAUAAAAAAAAUAACCCAUUUUUAUACAAAAUUAGGGAACAAUUAUCUUUUUGAAACAAAAAUUGGUAUAUUGGCAAAACUGAAUAGGUAUCUAUUUUGUAUAGUAACUUGCUAUACUAAUUAUAGAAUAUGUAAAUAUUUUUAGUGACAAAAAAUAAUAAAA